AUGUGUGCUGGUUGCUUCACUCAUGUCCUCGCAGAUGCCAGGCUACGAGAUGAAUUGGCUACCUGUCCUAACUGCAGAAUUGAAAUCAGCAAAACGUCUGCAUCUCGAAAUUUGGCAGUUGAAAAAGCGGUAUCCGAAUUGCCGGCAGAAUGUCAAUACUGCGCCAAGGAGUUCCCACGGAAUUCCUUGGAACGUCACGAAGAAACGAUGUGCGAGGAGAGGAUAUCUAGUUGCAAAUACAGUAGGAUCGGUUGCCCAUGGCGAGGUCCAAAUCAUGAAGGACCAGAGCACGAAGCACAUUGCGUUCAUCCUCAUCGCACUGGGGCAGAUGUUAUGGAAGCUUUACGCGACAUUGAUGCUCGUACUUUAGAAGAACGUAGGCUCUAUGACAAUGUCUUUGAUCUUUUGUCCUACGAAAAAAUCACUUUCAAUGAUUUACAAAUGAAGCCGUACCGUACCGAUGAAUUUGUUCAUAAAUUGUUUUACGAAACAUCUCGUUUCACGGCAUUCAAUAAUCAAUGGGUUGUGAAAGCAAGGAUCAACAAUAGCCAACGCGAUCCUACUCAAAGUUCUGAACGCGAUAUAACUUAUCAGUUGAUUCUGAAAACGAAAACGACAUAUCCAUUACCCCUGCACUAUUUGAUAUUGAAAGGACCCUUUGGCGAUAUGAAAGUACAGCCAAGAAUUCAUAGAUUUGAAUUCACUGAACAAGACAACGAAAGUCCAUAUUUGCCUAUACCAUUACCAGAUACGGCGGAGUGUAAUAGACUUCUUGCUGCAAAAGCAAUUAGUUUCAGGUUAAUAAUGUUCCUGGCAUCUAAAUAA
This is a messenger RNA of Vespa crabro (European hornet), 825 nucleotides long. Its product is annotated as cysteine and histidine-rich protein 1 homolog. Gene Ontology annotation, molecular function: zinc ion binding. The transcript is spliced from 5 exons. Lineage: Eukaryota; Metazoa; Arthropoda; Insecta; Hymenoptera; Vespidae. Bases 1 to 825 code for a protein of 274 amino acids. Gene Ontology annotation, cellular component: nucleus. The record is from RefSeq and is a predicted model, not a curated record.